This is a messenger RNA of Fusarium musae, 930 nucleotides long. RefSeq lists its product as uncharacterized. The record is from RefSeq and is a predicted model, not a curated record. Bases 1 to 930 code for a protein of 309 amino acids. Lineage: Eukaryota; Fungi; Ascomycota; Sordariomycetes; Hypocreales; Nectriaceae. The transcript has 2 exons.
AUGCAGCUACCGCGGUAUCACACCAUACCCGUCUGCAGUGAGGGCCAAAAGAACGUCAUCCGGGGUCUAGCCUCCCGAAGGAAAGAGCUGAAAACACUCGCACAGCGCGAGCUCACUCCAGCAGAAAGACAAAACUUGAACUUCUGCGAACCCGGUAUUCUAGAUCGGAAUGCGGCCCAGACCCAGCGGUUCCUGGAGGAAAACAAUUGCCAUGUUCCAGUGCGUCCGAAGGUGUAUGACAAUAUUGAGAGGCCUGCGGAGUCCAAAUCAAUCUACCUGCUUAUCUCCCAAGGCGAUGUUGCUGAGUCUGCCCUGGAAAAUGGCUUCCUUAUGCCAAUAACCUUAUUUGAUGACGUUUUCCGCUCGCUAGCAGAAUGGCUGGACUCUAGCCAUUCUGACCUUCGGCGGUGGCAGGACUUCUUGUUCUCAUCAUAUAUUUGCUGGUUGGUUGAUCAUGGGGGAGACCUCCACUCCACAGUCCCGACUCCGUGGGGCAGUACAACAGCAGCGCACUACUUCAUGGCCUAUCUCGGCACGACUCAAAACUGUUUUAACAGCGAUGGCGAUGAAGUCAACGCCACUUCUCCAUUGUCGACAGCGGAUCGCCUCGAAAUUGAAGAGGAAGACAGCUUGCGACUGGAGCUACUUGAAAAGCUCGUCACGGAAUUUGAAAGGGAGCGUGGUAACUAUGCUGAUCUGUUGUCCUUUGCACAAGAAUAUUGGGCUCCAAGGAUGGAGGUUGUUUAUGAAGAGAUCGAGUCAUAUGUUCUGACGGAGAUUCAGCGACAAGAAGCCGAGGAAGCUGGAGUUGUCUGGGAAUGUUAUGGUCCGCAACUUGCUGAGAACGAAGAGGAGGUAAGUAAACUGGAGAAGGUUCUGAGGGAGCUCGAUGAAAUUGCUACAGAUCCUGCAAGACCAAGGCUUGUGUAG